This is a messenger RNA of Fukomys damarensis (Damara mole-rat), 1781 nucleotides long. It is a transcript of the gene Ikzf3, whose product is annotated as IKAROS family zinc finger 3. Lineage: Eukaryota; Metazoa; Chordata; Mammalia; Rodentia; Bathyergidae. The coding region runs from base 33 to 1562 and encodes 509 amino acids. Gene Ontology annotation, cellular component: nucleus. The transcript has 8 exons. The record is from RefSeq and is a predicted model, not a curated record. Gene Ontology annotation, molecular function: DNA-binding transcription factor activity; RNA polymerase II cis-regulatory region sequence-specific DNA binding. Gene Ontology annotation, biological process: regulation of transcription by RNA polymerase II.
GAGCACGUGGAGCCCGAGCUGCAGCCCGCGCCAUGGAAGAUAUCCAACCGAGCGUGGAGCUGAAGAGCUCUGAGGAGCAGCCGCUGUCCACAGGAGGUCCGGUGGCUUUGAGCGAUUACAGUUUAACCAAACCUCCAGAGGUGGGAAACUUGGACAGUGUGGAAGGUCCAGGCGAUGACGAUGAAGAUCUAGAUGAUUCAGUGAAAGUGAAGGAUGAAUACAGUGAAGGAGAGGGGAAUGUUUUAAAGCCAGAGCCCAUGGGCACUGUGGAGGAGCCUGAAAUUCCUUACAGCUAUGCAAGAGAAUAUAACGAGUAUGAAAACAUCAAGCUGGAGAGACACGCUGCCUCCUACGACAGCGGGAGACCAGGCAGUGGCAAGAUGAACUGCGACGUGUGUGGCUUGUCCUGCGUGAGCUUCAACGUCUUAAUGGUCCACAAGCGGAGCCAUACUGGUGAACGCCCAUUCCAGUGUAAUCAGUGUGGGGCAUCCUUUACGCAGAAAGGCAACCUCCUGCGCCACAUUAAGCUGCACACGGGGGAAAAGCCUUUCAAGUGUCACCUCUGCAGCUACGCCUGCCAAAGGAGGGACGCGCUCACAGGACACCUGAGGACGCACUCAGUGGAGAAACCCUACAAAUGCGAGUUUUGCGGGAGGAGCUACAAGCAGAGAAGUUCCCUGGAGGAGCACAAGGAGCGCUGCCGCACUUUUCUCCAGAGCUCCGACCCGGGGGACGCUGCAGCAAGUGCGGAGGCAAGACACCUCAAAGCAGAGAUGGGAAGUGAAAGAGCCCUCGUUCUGGACAGAUUAGCAAGCAAUGUGGCAAAACGAAAGAGCUCAAUGCCUCAGAAAUUCAUUGGUGAAAAGCGCCACUGCUUCGACGUCGGCUACCCCAGCUACCUGUUCGAGAAGGAGGGCGAGCUGAUGCAGACCCGCAUGAUGGACCAGGCCAUCAAUAACGCCAUCAGCUACCUGGGCGCCGAGGCCCUGCGCCCCCUGGUGCAGACUCCGCCUGCGCCCCUGUCCUCCGAGAUGGUCCCGGUCAUCAGCAGCAUGUACCCCAUAGCCCUCACCCGGGCCGAGAUGCCCAAUGGUGGCGCCCAAGAGCUGGACAAGAAGAGCGUCCCCCUGCCGGAGAAGAGCCUGCCUUCUGAAAGAGGUCUGUCCCCCAACAACAGCGGCCACGACUCCACGGACACCGACAGCAACCACGAGGAACGCCAGAACCACCUGUACCUGCAGAAUCACACCGUCCUACCCCGGGCCCGCAACGGGGUGCCGCUCCUGAAGGAGGCGCCCCGGGCCUAUGAACUCCUCAAGCCGCCUCCCCUCUGCCCGAGAGACUCGGUCAAGGUGAUCAGCAAAGACGGGGAGGUGGCAGAUGUGUUCCGGUGCGACCACUGCCGCGUGCUCUUCCUGGAUUACGUGAUGUUCACCAUUCACAUGGGCUGCCACGGCUUCCGCGACCCCUUUGAGUGUAACAUGUGUGGCUACCGGAGCCAGGAUCGGUACGAGUUCUCGUCCCACAUAGCUAGAGGCGAGCACAGAGCCAUGCUCAAGUAGAGCGCGCCGGCGGGUGAUGUGCUCUUGAGAAACUGAAAACCCCCAUCGAUUGCUGCCGAGUCUGCGAUCCUGUCCAUGCUGCACUUAGUAUGCCAGGGUCUGAGGCAGAGGAACACCGUGCAUUCAGAAGUGUUUGGUUGCUACUUUGUUUGAAUUUUAUGGAAUUUAAAAGACCAAAGAAGUAUUUAGUCAUUACAUUUUUUUCUUUCUUUCUUUCUU